AUGCUUCCUUUCCCCACCAGGUGGAGGAAGAAGAAGAAGGACGGAGAAGAGCAAUUUCUCCGCUUCGUGGAAAUGGUCGAGAGCACAAACGUCAGCGUCCCGCUGAUGGAUGUCUUGCACAUACCAUCCUAUGCUAAGUUUAUCAAGGAUAUCAUCAACAACAAGCGACCAUUACCCUCCACAGAAGUCGUCAAGCUGACAGAAGAGUGUAGCGCAGCUAUACUCAACCAUCUACCUGAGAAGAAGCAAGAUCCUGGGUGCCCCACAAUUACAUGCUCAAUAGGCACCCAACAUUUUGAUCAUGCCUUAUGUGAUCUUGGGGCGAGUGUGAGCGUCAUGCCGAAAUCAGUCUUUGAUAGGCUAAACUUCACCAACUUGGAACCAACCAACAUGACACUCCAGUUAGCGGACUCGUCAGUUCGGUACCCAGCAGGGAUUGCCCAAGACAUCCCUGUCAAGAUCAGAGGAUAUUACGUCCCCGUGGAUUUUGUGGUGUUAAAUAUGGAACUCACCAAGGAGACUCCACUAAUCCUGGGAAGGCCAUUCUUGAGCACGGCAAAAGCACAAAUUGAUGUGGGAGCGGGAGAAAUCCGCUUCAACAUUAAUGGCCAAGAAGAGAAGCCCGUCAAGCACCCGACCUUCAGCCGGCGUCGAGUUGGCUUCGCCUCGUCCCGCGUCUACUCCACCGCCACCAACUCAUGA
This is a messenger RNA of Sorghum bicolor (sorghum), 702 nucleotides long. RefSeq lists its product as uncharacterized. The record is from RefSeq and is a predicted model, not a curated record. The coding region runs from base 1 to 702 and encodes 233 amino acids. The transcript is spliced from 2 exons. NCBI's taxonomy places the organism in Eukaryota, Viridiplantae, Streptophyta, Magnoliopsida, Poales, Poaceae.